CGAAAAUGGUGGACAGUAUUUGGGAUGUAUUUUUAUCUGAAGAAGAACAUGAGUAUUUGGAGAAGAAAAAAAAUAAAGCUCCAAUAACGAGGGCAACGAUGGAUGGAGAGUUACAAAUUGGAGAUCAAAGUCUACACCCAUCCCUAAGUGCAAUUUCUAAAGAAAAAAGUCAUUCUGUCACAUUGACAAAACUUACAAGUCUAUUGGAGUGUCAACCAGAUAUGGUACAAAGAAAGUAUGCUAGCCAACCAAUUAUUUAUAAUGAAGAUAUGAAAAAUUAUGACGAACGAGAAAAAUCGCAUAGAAUAUCAGUCGUUAUGGAUUAUUUAGGAAAUGAUAAACUUAAAACAUUUAAUGAAUAUGAUGAUAGAAAUGAAACUGAAACAA
Messenger RNA from Ctenocephalides felis (cat flea), 387 nucleotides. RefSeq lists its product as uncharacterized. The annotation marks the transcript as partial. Lineage: Eukaryota; Metazoa; Arthropoda; Insecta; Siphonaptera; Pulicidae. The record is from RefSeq and is a predicted model, not a curated record. The transcript has 2 exons.